This is a messenger RNA of Raphanus sativus (radish), 1434 nucleotides long. RefSeq lists its product as uncharacterized. The coding region runs from base 212 to 1246 and encodes 344 amino acids. The record is from RefSeq and is a predicted model, not a curated record. NCBI's taxonomy places the organism in Eukaryota, Viridiplantae, Streptophyta, Magnoliopsida, Brassicales, Brassicaceae. The transcript is spliced from 2 exons.
AUAUGGUGGUUUAAACUCAAUAAAGAUUACGCUUUAGAUCAACACACGUUAUCAGCUCGUUGCCUUUAGAAACCCUAGCUAAUAGCCAAAUAGCCUCCUCUUCCCGGUUCGUUGACGAAGAGAAGCAAAGCUCCGGACGAGAAGUGAACUGUGCGACGAGAAGUAAAGCUUCGACGAUCUCAUAGACCGAUCAACCCAUCAAAAGGAGAAGAUGUCUAAAUUAGCAAAUCUCGACUUCCCUGUUUUGAAAAGCAAUGGUGAAAAUUUCCUUGAUUGGGCACUUGAUGCAAGGAUCAUGCUACGAUCAAAGGGACUUGGUGAUACGAUCAUAAGUGACAAUAAGUCCAGUGAUAAAGAUCGAUACAGUGCUAUUUACAUAAUACGCCAUCAUCUCCAAGAGAGUUUGAAAACUCAGUACAGAACCAUGGAAAAUCCAUUGGACCUUUGGAACGCUUUACAGCGACGUUAUGACCACCAGAAAACGGUGAUGCUUCCAAGAGCUCAAUAUGACUGGAAACACUUGAGGUUCCAGGACUAUAAAACAGUUGACGAGUACAACUCUGUCCUGUUUAAAAUUGUUUCCAUGAUGGAAUUAUGUGGUGAAAAAGUUACUGAACUCGAGAUGCUUAAUAAGACUUUCUCGACUAUGCAUUCCAGUAACAUGGUAUUGCAACAGCAAUACAGAGAAAGAAAGUUCACCACAUACACUGAGUUGAUCGAAUGUCUUUUGUUGGCUGAAGCCAAUAAUGAACUGUUAAUGAAAAACAGUGAGAUGAGGCCUCCGGGAACGGCUCCAUUACCUGACAUCUCUAAGCUUGCUAUAGAGCAAAAGAAAGAAAGUAACCUUGUCCACCAUAAUAACCAACCCGGCUCAUUCCGUGGUAGAGGUAGGGGACGAGGUGGCACGUUUAACGCACACAGGCGAGGACGUGGUCGCGGGAACACACCAGGUUUCAGCCGUGGUCGUGGUCGUGGCCGUAGUGUGUCGUUUAAACCUCAGAUCAAGACUGAUUUGUGCCAUCGUUGUGGUAUGGGGAACCAUUGGGCAAAGAACUGCCGUACUCCUAAGCACCUAUGUGAACUUUAUAUCAAAAGUCUAACAGAGAAACCAGAAGCUCAUAUGGUUCGAGACUCAGGAUAUGAAGGAGAUGAUGACGAAGAGGACACAGAAUAUGUCCAGAACAAAGAGGAAGGAUCAAACCAAGAUACCGAGAUGGAGUUUCAGACUUCAGACAUUCUGAAAUAAGGAAUUAAAAUUCCAUAGUUUUUUUUAUUUUCCCCCAGUUUUGGUGUUUUCUUAUUUUUUUUAUGUUUGGUUUUGGUGUUAAACAUUAUAUUAUGCAUUAAUAAAUUCUUUUUAUUAUAUAUAUAUAUAUAUUGAUACGCCUAAAUAAAAAAAAAAAAAAAAAAACCAAACAUACAUAAAAAUAUAUA